Protomyces lactucae-debilis is the source of this 2466-nucleotide messenger RNA. RefSeq lists its product as uncharacterized. The record is from RefSeq and is a predicted model, not a curated record. The transcript has a single exon. Lineage: Eukaryota; Fungi; Ascomycota; Taphrinomycetes; Taphrinales; Protomycetaceae. The coding region runs from base 170 to 2098 and encodes 642 amino acids.
UCAAGGGAUAUUGUCAACUGUGUUUGUGGGACAAGUAUGGAUGAUACGCUUGAAACUCGGGAGAUGGUCUUGUGCGACAAUUGUGAACAAUGGCAGCGUAAGUGCUUCUUGUUUUCCAUCAAAGACACGAGAGAUGAAUAUUGACUGACCUUGAACAGAUGUACCGUGUAUGCAGCUCGACUCGGAAGACUUGCCGGAUGACUACUUUUGUCAUCACUGCUUGCCAGACUUGCACAAGCAUCUCUUGGACGGCUCUUCUAAUCCCUCUACCGCUACACUCCCUGCAUCGCUACCAGAUGCAUCCACCCAUCGAUUUGGGCAGCCGCCCAGUCGACCCAUCGUUCAUCACGGUGAAGCCUCCAUUCCGCAUGCAACACUACCAAGUCGUACAGCAAGCCAGGUGAAACCACCGACCCUUGUCAAAAUCAAACUGUCUGCGUCACACCGACCGUCACAUCCACGCUCACAACGUCUGACGAAAGAACAAGCGAGAUUGGUGCAAGCGGAUGAUUCAGAGCUUGAUGGUGAUUUAGAGGCUAUUUAUGAAGGGUUAAGUCGGCAUGGUAUUCCGAAUGGACGGCACGUCUCACCCUCGCCGUCACCUUUGCAGAUGCAAGAAACGCAGUCCACUGAUUCACGAACGAAACGGCGUCGUGUGUCUACAGCAGAGGAGGAAGCGAUGCAGACUCAUAAAUCGAGGACAAAAAAGGCCAGAGUCCAGGAUAGCACACCGCCGCCUGAACAGCAACAGCAACAGCGCGUCCAGCUGUCUCCAGCAACGACGCGCCACAGAGUAUACAACGUGCCAGCCCAGGUAUGGGCCAAGCAAGCGAGAAAUGACGAUCUCAAACGAAGCACAGAACUCCUAAACAGCAACGAUAUCCCACCCUAUAUCAUCGACAAUCGCGAUCUCAAUCAACCCACUGAACGUGCCCUCAAACGCAUGACGGCGUCUGAAUUCCGACGUGCCUUGGAGAUUGGUGAUAUCGCGUACCGCGACAUGCUCGAAUUCGCACAAGACACACUCCGUUUAUUCAGUUUGCUCGAUUCACUACCCUCUGGUGUGUCAAGGGGCUGGUCGCAAUUGGAUGAAGGAGUGCGCGAGACGGCCAUUGCACGUAUUGCAGAGGAAUUCGAACCGACUUUUACCGGGAAACGGUAUCGUCAGCCAGCAAUGUGGUUGUUGUUUACGGCAUACAAGCAGCAUCUCAUGGCUCAGCAACGUGCUGCAAAACAAGCUGCUGCCGCUGCUGCUGCUGCCACAACUGCUGAAGACUCGACACAGCAGGAUACAGAGAUGAUUGAUGCUGUUCCAGUCACACGUGGUCGACCAAAACUUGCUGCAAGGGAGACACCGUCGGUAUCUGCCCAUGCCUCUCCUGUACGGUCGAGUACGAGAGAAGCGGAUAUGGGUGCAGCAGGUCGACGGAGUGGUCGAGUGAAAAAGGCGAGUGCACGAGCCGUUGCUGCUGCAGCGGCAGAUUUCAGUGGUGGUAGUGCAUCUCCUGAUGCAGACAGAACACGCUCCGUCUCUCGUGUUUGCAGUGAGUCUGCUGUGGAUACACCGAUGGAUGGUGAAUCUACUGGAUCUGCCAACGCUUCAGCUGUUCAUGCAACAGCGAAACCUGGAAGGGUGAAUGAACAUACUUGGCCAUCUGCAGGGACAGUCCAGCAACCUCCACCACCACGCGUACCCGUCCCAAUAAUGGCACUCGAUGUAGAAGGUCCGGCCAUUCGUCAUCCUUGGCAUGGUGUUACUGCACAGACACCACUACGGCAACAAGCAUCCUCUAAAGUUUUGAAGACACCGGUUGAGCCUUUUACAAAACUGCCGCCACCCAAUACCGUUCCUAUCGCUUCACCCUUUUCAGAAGCCAGCACAGCGAAACCACUUGUUGGGUCGAAUACAGGACAGAGUCCCAUGCAGCCUCGACCACCGCGACAAGUUCCGUUCAAAGCGACCAAGUUCUCUCCUGGUGCUGGUCUGUCUGAUGGAUCACAUCUCGGUGUUCAGAAUGAGUCGGAGAAGCAGCAUGCACGGGGUAAGCAAGAGGUGGGUACAACAAGCACGCAUGCCUUCUACGGUAGCAGCAGAUGAAGGCGGCCAUUGCGGUAUUUAUCAAUGUGUGUCAGGUUUGUAACAAGAAGAAAGCAUAGAAAGUGAGGGAUAGAGUGUGGACAUGUCUUCUUUUGAGGCUUCAAUGCUAAUGUGAUGUGUGUGUGUAGAAGUAAAGAAAACGAUCAGCUCAGACGCGUAUCAUUUCCUGAAAGCAUUCUAAGCAGAUGCCUCGACGGCAGAGCGAGACUCAAUGGUACGCUUCUUGCCGAGUUGCCUGGCAUUCAACCUAACGACCUGUCCGUCCUGUGCCUUGGGCACUUCAGCGGCCUGUUCGGCAAGGAUGAUCUCGACGUGCGAGGGAGACGAGAGGUAAGGGUUGAUGCGACCGUGAGCACGGUAUGUCCUGC